UUUCAACUUAAAUAGGGAUACGCCAUAAUCACCAUUAACCAGAACUAGAAAAGAUUUUCUUUCUCGACUUAGGACAGAGAUCUCUCUGUUUUAAGAGAAGAUAGCAACUUUGCAGAUCGCUUUCUUGGGUUUUAGAUUCAAGGUUGGUAAAAGCACAUUUCUGCUUGAUCCAAUUCUAAAGAACAGGGUUGCAGAAGCCACUGGGAAUAGAGGGAAUUGCAAAGAUGAAUAUAUUCAGAUUAGCGGGAGAUAUGACCCAUUUGGCCAGGGAAUUGCAAAGAUGAAUAUAUGCAGAUCGCUGUUCACGUUAAGAUUUAACUAUUUCUGAGGCAAUGAGGUAACUUGGGAACUGGGUUUUGGUAUAUUUUAUGCGGGUUUGGUUUAAAUGGGAAGAUAGUGGUUGAUGGUAGCUUAAACACGAAGAAGUUUGCUGGAUUUGGAUGAAAAAAGCUGUGAUUUUUGUAAUCAAGUGAUUUGAGAGAGGUCCAAUCAUGCCAAGAAGCAAAAGAUAAACUGUGUGCAGAAGGAAUUUACUAUGUGGUUAGGACAAAUGUACUUCUCAUGAAUCCAUUAUUGUUUAGAGAGGCAUUUCUUUGAAGACCCAAGAGCUCUAUGCUAUUGUCUUUGCUACUCGUUACUUGGACAUAUUUACAGACUAUAUCUCCCUAUACAAUACCAUAAUGAAGUUAAUAUUCUUGGGAAGCUCUUUCUCAAUUGUCUGGUACAUGAGGCAUCACAAGGUUGUCCGGAGAUCUUACGAUAGGGAUCAGGACACAUUUCGCCAUCUUUUCCUUGUGCUACCAUGUUUGCUUUUGGCUCUGGUUAUACAUGAAAAGUUUACCUUUAAGGAGGUAAUGUGGGCCUUUUCCAUAUUCUUGGAAGCUGUUGCCAUCCUUCCUCAGCUGGUCUUGUUGCAAAGGACAAGAAAUAUUGACAACCUGACUGGGCAAUAUGUUUUUCUUCUUGGAGCUUAUCGAAGCUUAUACAUUCUGAACUGGAUUUACCGCUAUUUCACUGAGCCACACUAUGUCCACUGGAUAACUUGGGUAGCAGGGCUUGUUCAGACUGCACUUUACGCUGAUUUCUUCUAUUAUUACUUCCAAAGUUGGAAGAAUAAUGUAAAACUAGAGCUGCCAGCUUGAGGGCCUUUUUGACAAAGAUGUUGGCUGCUCAAAAACUUAGUGAAGCAAACACUAUUUGAUGUCGAGACAUUUCAAUUUUGUGCUGUCUCCUCUCGUAGGGGCUAGUAGACCUGUCAAGAAGCAAUAGUUCUAAAAGUUCUUUUCCCCAUCUCUCUGGCUUGUCAAGUGAUUGAUACAUCAAUGUAUGCAAGAUAAAACCUUUAUUUGUCACUUGCAUGAUACUUGAGGAAUACUAGCACAUUCUUUCUUUAAUGUUCAGUUUGACAAGCAUUCUGGAUUCAGAAUGGCUCAGUGCCCCCUCUA
Molecule: messenger RNA, 1445 nt
Organism: Coffea arabica (coffee)
Lineage: Eukaryota; Viridiplantae; Streptophyta; Magnoliopsida; Gentianales; Rubiaceae
Product: ER lumen protein-retaining receptor
Biological process (GO): protein retention in ER lumen
Cellular component (GO): membrane
Molecular function (GO): ER lumen protein retrieval receptor activity
Source: RefSeq, a predicted model, not a curated record